Lactuca saligna is the source of this 804-nucleotide messenger RNA. The record is from the annotation of a GenBank genome assembly. NCBI's taxonomy places the organism in Eukaryota, Viridiplantae, Streptophyta, Magnoliopsida, Asterales, Asteraceae.
AUGAAGGUGAAAUGGCAGCUGUCAAUGGUGUUGCUGGUGAGACGUCUAGUGGGAAUGGAAACAUGGCCACAAUAUGUGCUUUCAUCUGUUGUUCUUCCUGAUGAAAGAUUUUUUUUUCUUAAUUUGACUUUGGCUGAUUUGGCAGAAGAAUAUAUGGAGCAAGAAGGCGGGAUGGGAGGUGAGUCAGCAGAACACGAGAAGUUUGUGUUUGCAGACGUUGUAGAGACAAUGCAUGGAUAUCGGAGGUCCCUGCACAGAAGCCCUAGUUCAAUUAUCUCCGAAGAUCUUUCAGAUCCUGUUCAUUCACAUAAAGAUCUGGACAAAGAUGCAGCACUAUAUUUUAGAAAAGUUGGAGUUGCAAAAAUGAAGGUGAUUAUUGAAAGAACUGGUGGACUUGUUGUUUUAGCUGAAAGUUUUGGUCAUUCGAUUUUUCAAGAUUCAUUCAAACAUGUUUUUGAGAAAGGAGAAGAUGGCACACUUAAAAUUACAUGUUCAAAGGAUAUCAAGAUUCAGGGGAUCAUAGGACCUUGCACAUCUUUGGAUAAGCUAUGUGGACUUGAUAAAGACACUUAUUUGACUGUUUUCUUUGAUAUAUCAUCAAGUGAUAAAGAUCCUUGUUGUAUAUACAAACCACCACAAGAUACCAGAGUUUUGAUGGGCAACCGAAACUAUGAGUCACUACAAUCACUAGAAGAUGGGUAUAGAGUGCUAUUAUUUCAGAGCAUGUAUUUUGUUUGGAUGGAGUUGCACCCAUGGAAACCACUCAAGCUAUUAACAACUCCGAAUCUCACACCACCACAAUAA